GGGUGACUGACGCGAUUGGAAAUGGGUGAGAGCGGGUGGAUCAGGUCGGGAAAGCGAGAGGAGGAAUGGAGUUGGCGAGUCGGGGGGAGUUAGAUGAUUCAAGGACUGCCAGAUUUUUCUCUGACUCCAGUGCUCCUGAUAUCUUUUCAGCUGCAGGCUCCAGUAGAUUCUAAAUUUGAACUUAUUUCAGAGGGUAUUAGAAGGGGAGGAUUUGGAGUUGGAAAAAUAAAUCCAAACAUCACAUCAUGAUGGAGCCACCAAUUUUAUCAUAACUCGAAGAUCUUCAGAUUUUGAACAUGGAAGGAAAAAGCACCAUUCACAGCGGAGAUAAACCGUACACGUGUUCUGUGUGUGGACGAGGCUUCAGCCGAUCAUCUGGCCUGUCAAAGCAUAAAUGCAGCCAGAAUGGGGAGAAGCCGUGGAAAUGUGGGGACUGUGGGAAGGGAUUUGAUUAUCCAGUUAGGCUAGAAACUCAUCGGCGUAGUCACACUGGAGAGAGGCCAUUCACCUGCUCCAAAUGUGGGAAGGGAUUCACCCAGUCAUCCGCUAUGCUGGCACACCAGCGCAGUCACACUGGGGAGAGGGCAUUCACCUGCUCUGAAUGUGGGAAGGGAUUCACUCAGUCAUCGCACUUCCUGACACACCAGAGAGUUCACACUGGGGAGAGACCGUUUACCUGCUCCGACUGUGGUAAGGGAUUCAUUCAGUCAUCCCACCUGCAGAAACACCAGCGCAGUCACACAGGGGAGAGGCCGUUCACCUGCGCUGAUUGCGGAAAGGGAUUCACUCAGUCAUCCCACCUGCUGAAACAUCAGCGACUUCACACUGGGGAGAGGCCAUUCACCUGCUCUGAGUGUGGGAAGGGAUUCACUCAGUCAUCCGACUUGCUGUUACACCAGCGAAUUCACUCUGGGGAGAGACCUUUCACCUGCUCCAGGUGCGGGAAAGGAUUCAUUCAGUUGUCCCACCUGCACACACACCAGCGAGUUCACACUGAUGAGAGACCUUUUAAAUGUCCAGAUUGCGGAAAGUGCUAUAAAAGUUCCGGGGAACUGAUGUACCAUCGACGUGUUCACACUGAUGAGAGACCGUUCAGGUGCUCUCACUGCGGGACUGGGUUCAGACAAUCAUCUGUCCUCAUUGUACACCAGCGAAUUCACACUGGGGAGCGACCAUUCACCUGUUCUGAGUGUGGAAAGGGAUUCACUCAGUCAUCCGACCUACUGACACAUCAGCGAGUUCACACUGGGGAGAGACCGUUCACUUGCCCCAAGUGCGGGAAGGGAUUUAUUAAUUCAACCAACCUGCUGAGACACCAGAAGGUUCACACUAGGGAAAGGCAAUUCACCUGCGCUGAGUGUGGGAAGGGCUUCAUUCGGUCAUCCAACCUGCUGAAACACCAGAACGUUCACACUAGGGAAAGGCCGUCCACCUACUCCGAGUGAGGGAAGAAAUUCACUCAGCCAUCCAGUUGGAACACCCACAUGUUCACACUGAUGGAAGACCUUUUAAAUGUCCAGAGUGCAGGAAGGGUUAUACAGUUUCCCAGGAACUGAUGUUCCACCAACUUGUUCUCACUGACGACAGACCACUCAGGUGUUUACACUGCGGGACUGUGUUCACUAUUCACUUCAACUCACUACACCAGCAAAUUCACACUCGUGAGAGGUCGUGUACCUGUUGUGAAUGUGGCAAUGGAUUUGCUUAUUUAUCCCAUGUCCUGAGUCACCAGUGAAUGUGAUUGUCAUAUCCAAGACUGAACUCGGGCCUGUUUCUGCUAAUGUUAAUAAACUCAAGCCCAGUUAAUGUUAAUAUUCUGAAUAAAACUCAAAUAAAUCAGCUUUUGUUAAA
Messenger RNA from Carcharodon carcharias (great white shark), 1851 nucleotides. RefSeq names its product zinc finger protein 239-like. Gene Ontology annotation, molecular function: DNA-binding transcription repressor activity, RNA polymerase II-specific. Lineage: Eukaryota; Metazoa; Chordata; Chondrichthyes; Lamniformes; Lamnidae. The transcript is spliced from 3 exons. The record is from RefSeq and is a predicted model, not a curated record. Bases 297 to 1445 code for a protein of 382 amino acids. Gene Ontology annotation, biological process: negative regulation of transcription by RNA polymerase II.